AUGGUCGUCCUUCACAUUACCAGCGCGGCGGUAUUAUGUGCUGUUGUUGCUGCUGCCGCCACUGCCAUCUCGUUUGACAUUCCACCGCCCAACUCCUCCUCCAUCCCGACGCGCUUAUGGGCUUCAUCGGCCGGGGGUUCCAAUGUCUACGCCGAUGGAUAUCCGAUUGGCAACGGUCGCCUUGGCGCCAUUUUCGCUGGCGGGGUCACCUCAGACACAAUUACAGUCAACGAAGAUUCUCUUUGGUCGGGUUCUCUGCUUGAUCGAGUCAACCCCGACGCCGUCGAGUCUAUCAAGUCCAUGCAGUCGAUGGUGCGCGAGAAUUACAUCGAACAAGCACAGAUACUAGGCUCCUUCGGUUAUGUGGGAACUCCUGUUUCGGUCAGGCAAUACGAACCCCUGGGUACUAUGACUUUGGCGCAGAACAUCACAGGAUCCCAGACUAAUUACGAGCGCUGGCUGGAUCUUGCCGAUGCCACGGCCGGCGUCUACUUCAUCAGUAAAGGGAUCACUUACCAGCGCGAGUACCUUGCGAGCAACCCGGCUGGGGUCAUCGCCAUCCGUCUCACGGCCAGUGAGCCGGGAAAUGUGGAUUUCAGCAUCCACCUGGACCGCGGUGACGGUCUGAACCGCUGGCAAGAAUAUAGUAAACCAGAAAAUGGCAACUCCAUUGUGAUAGGAGGUAGGACCGGGGACCGUGACCCCCUCACCUGGGCGGCCGGGGCAACAGUUGUGGCCUCUGGUGGACACGUGUCUACCGUCGGCGACUAUGUAAGGUGUCAAGGGGCGGAUGAGGCUUACAUCUAUUUUCAAGCCUGGACAUCCUACCGCAAGAAAGACCCACAAGGGGCUGUGUUGUCUGAUUUGGCUUCUGUGGCAAAGCAUCAAUACAGCGACAUCAGGUCAGACCAUGUCAAAGACUACCAGAAAUAUGCAGACCAGCUCGAUUUGAAUCUGGGGGAGUCCACUCCUACCCAGCUGUCCAAGACCACUGCUGAAAGAAUGAGCUCCAUCUCCCCCUCACACUUUGACCCCGAGCUGGCAGUGCUCUAUUUCCAGUACGGUCGAUACCUGCUGAUUGCGAGCUCCCGAAAGAAUACCCUGGCCGCGAACCUACAGGGUAUAUGGAAUUCCGACUUUUCACCCGACUGGGGCUCGAAGUAUACGACCAAUAUCAACGUGGAGAUGAACUACUGGCCAAGCUUCACCACAGGCCUCCUGGAUAUGACGGGUCCCUUGUAUGACCUGAUAAAGGCAAUGGCUAAGGACGGUGCUGUUGUCGCCAGGCGCAUGUAUAACUGCUCGGGGACAGUUACCCACCACAACACUGAUAUGUGGGGUGAUUCGGCUCCCCAGGACAACUAUUUGUCCUCCACAUUUUGGCCCAUGGGUGCAGCUUGGAUGGCUACACAUAUCAUAGAGCACUACAGGUUUAGCGGGGACGAGAAAGCCCUCAGGGAAAUGUACCCCAUCAUCCGGGCCAACGCCGAGUUUGCGCUCGACUUCCUUAGUGAGUAUAAGGAAUGGAUGGUGACUAACCCUUCGCUUUCGCCUGAGAACACCUACAUUGCCCCAGGGACUUCCGACCAGGUUGUCUCAAUCACUGCCGGCCCGACUAUUGAUAACGAACUUCUCUGGGAAAUCUUUGGCUUCAUUAAGGAGGUAAACGAGAAGCAUAAGCUGGAUGAAGAGGACUUUGUGCGCCAGGUGGAAACCGUGAGAGCCAAGCUACCACCCAUGAGAACUAACCAGUAUGGAGGUCUUGCUGAAUGGAUUGAGAACUUCGAAGAGGCUGAUCCAGGUAUUGGACAUUACUCUAACCUGUGGCCGCUAUACCCCGGAUCGCAUGUUACGGCUUCCAAUAAGACGAUCUUUGACGCUUCCAAGAUUAGUAUAAACCACCGUCUCACGAAUGGCGGCGGCACUUGUGGAUGGUCCAGGGCAUGGACGAUAGCUCUCGCGGCUCGCACAUUCCAGGCGGACAUCGUUCGUGAGAGGUUUCCGACACAGCUCAGCGAUUGCACCUGGAAUACGACUCUGCUGAAUCAGGGUGGCCCCGCGCCAUUCCAGAUUGAUGGUAACUUUGGUACGCCAGCGGGUAUUGUUGAGACGCUGCUCCAGAGCCAUGAGUGGGUGUCAAAAUCGCACCACGGCAAGCUGACCGCCGCCUACACCGGCGACGCCAACAAGACCACUCUGCUUCGGCUGCUACCCUUGAAGCCAACAGACUGGACCGGGACUGGAGGCGGUAGCGGGUUCGUCAAGGGUCUCCGAGCACGCGGUGGGUUCAUCGUGGACAUCACCUGGUCCGGCAACGGCAUUUUUACCGGAGCGAAUAUUACGUCCACUCUAGGUGGUGAUGCCUACCUGACUCUUGGAAGCUGCAUCAUCGGUGGUGCUCGCUGCGCCAACUCCACGGCUAUUGUCGUUAACCGUGGGGAGUCGAGCAAUGAAAUGGGCGACUUUGUCCAUUUGAAGACUGAGAAGGGGGCCUCGUACCGCGUUAAGCCGAGGCAAUAA
Penicillium riverlandense is the source of this 2520-nucleotide messenger RNA. RefSeq names its product glycoside hydrolase family 95 protein. Bases 1 to 2520 code for a protein of 839 amino acids. Lineage: Eukaryota; Fungi; Ascomycota; Eurotiomycetes; Eurotiales; Aspergillaceae. The transcript is spliced from 5 exons. The record is from RefSeq and is a predicted model, not a curated record. Gene Ontology annotation, biological process: carbohydrate metabolic process. Gene Ontology annotation, molecular function: alpha-L-fucosidase activity.